AAAGGGAUCUUCUUAGUCUUUCACACACUGACUCUGAAAUUACUUAUUUUCUGAAGGGAUUGCUUUAAUCUAUGACAAAAAAAGAUCCAAAAUGAGACUGAGCUCCUCUUUUUGUGUACUUUUUUUCUGUGGAUGUUUCAGUCCUCACCUGGCGAAACAGACUCGACUCAAGAAGAACAUUGUCAAUGACAGACCUGUGAUUGGUAUUUUGACUCAGAUAGUUUCAGAUGCAGCGAUGAAACCAUACGGGAGCACCUACAUACCCGCUUCCUAUGUCAAGUACAUUGAGUCUGCAGGAAGCAGAGUCAUGCCCAUCAAAUUGACUCUUACUACUGCAGAGUAUGAAAACAUAUUCAGGAGGAUAAAUGGCCUCCUCCUCAUCGGUGGCGCCUCUAAUUUGGAAACAUCUGACUUUGCAAGGGUUUCAAAGAUAUUUUAUCAGCUUGCUCUGAAGGCCAAUGACGCUGGAGACUUCUUCCCAAUUUGGGGGACAUGCUUGGGAAUGCAGUUGCUCACUGUCUUGGUAGCCGGGCAAAAUCUUUUGACCAAAGCUACAGCUGAAAACGUGGCCCUACCUCUCAACUUGACACCAGCAGCCUAUACCAGCAGGAUGUUUGAGGGCUUCCCUAAGGAGCUGAUGGAGGCUCUGCAAAGAGAACCUCUCACUGGUCAUUUUCACCACUAUGGACUCACAGUGAAGGCAUUCAAGAACAACGAGAAACUGCAAGGAUUCUUCACUAUAAUAUCUACAAACACUGGUGAAAGUGGAGUUGACUUUGUCUCAACCUUUGAAGGCAAGCAAUACCCUUUCUAUGGAGUGCAGUGGCACCCGGAGGUGAAUCGUUUUCAGUGGGACAGUAAACUGAACUUUCCUCACUCGCCUCACGCAGUCCAGCUGUCGUCACUUGUGGCAGGGUUUUUCGUCAAUGAAGGGAGGAGAAGUUUGCAUGACUUCGAUGACUCUAAAGAGGCACUGAUUUACUGCUACACGCCCGUAUUUGCUGGAAACUUCAGUGGAUAUGAGCAAAUCUAUUUUUUCUAAAACAUCGUCCUGGAACUGUUGUGGCAAUGACAUUUCACAACGCAGGCGAGUCACACAGGGUCACCAAAAUAUGUAUUUUUCCUAUUCAGAAACCUUUUUUUUUUAAUGAUUGUACUGUUUUGGUUUUAUUUGACACAAUGUGCUCCAUUAUUUGAAAUACUCUGUUCUCUGUUUUAAGACCUUAGAAGGUGUUUUUGCAUGUAUAAAAUAGGGUUGUAUGGUAUAUCGAUAUUAGUAUAGUACGGCCUCUAAAAAGUCAACCACCCCCCGCCCCACCGUCAUCGUCACGUCGUGUUGGUUUACGAGCAGAGGAGCGUGUUCGGCAGCGCACAAUCACGGAGUACUUACAAGCAGACACAGUGUGUAGACAGAAAAGGGAGAACGGACACCUUUUGGCUUAAAAACUAACGAUAAAGGUGAAGCUAUAACACUGAAACACCCUCAUGAAGAGGUGCUUUAAGUCAUUGCUAGCUAGCUAGCAGCUAAAGUCCAUCCGCAGUCUGCAGUGUUGUAGCUACUUCUAAAUCACUAAUACUCUUCUCCAUGGCGACAAAUAAAGUAUGUUUUUUUACAAGUAUCAUCCCUGCAGGACGAGGAAUAGCUAAAACAUGCUGCACUACACACACCGUAGCUCACCGGCGUCAAAAUGUAAACACAUGCCAUUGGUGGAUCUACACCUAACAUCCACUGUAAUGAUACAAAGUACAAGAGCGUAUCUAGUCGAUACUACUAUGAUUACAUCGCUAUUUUUUAGCAUCACAAAAUCUUCUUUCGUUGAAAACAUUUUUUAUAUUACAUUUAUAAACUCCGUAAAUACAUCCCUGUACACAUGAGGAUUUUAAAUAUGACCAAUGUAUGAUCCUGUAAUGACUUGGUAUCGGAUUGAUACCCAAAUGUGUGGUAUCAUUCAAAACUAUUUUAAAGCAUCCAAACAACAGAAGAAUAAGUGAUUAUUACAUUUUAACAGAAGUGUAGAUAGAACAUGUUAAAAGAGAAAGUAAGCAGAUAUCAACAGUAAAUGAACAAGUAGAUUAAUAAUUCAUUUUCUGCCACUUGUCCUUAAUAAUUUUGACAAAAUAAUGGAAUGAUAGAUGACACAAUAUGUUACUGCAUAUGUCAGCAGCUAAAUUAGGAGCCUUUGUUUGUUUACUUACUACUAAAAGACAAGUUGUCUUGUAUGUUCACUAUUUUAUUUAAGGACAAACUUGCAAUAAGAACAUAUAUUUAAUGUACCAUAAGAUUUUGUGUUCAAAUAAAGCCAAUAAUGAAAUUUUAUGUGGUCUCCUGUAUUUAGAAAAGUAUCGAAAUACAUUUUGGUACCGGUAACGGUACCAAAAUAUUGGUAGCGGGACAACACUAGUAUAAAAUAAAACCCACAUAUAAAAUGGAUUCAAAAGCAUUCCUAUUACAGUACAUGCUAUCCAACUACAGUAUACAAAACAAUGAUAAUGAUCAGUUUUGAUUGUCACUAUGAUAUUUACCAAAAUGUUUAGAGUUCUAGUUUGUAGUGGAUUAUUAGUAUUAAUAGCACAGUAUUGUUCUUAUUGUGUACAUGCACAGCAACAUUUGGGGGGGAUAAGGGUAGAGAAGUAAGACAAUGGAGAAUAUCAUUUAUUAACACACAGUAAAGAGUAGAAAGAAGAUCUUAAAAGGCAUAUAUGUACAGUACGAAUAGCAGCGCUAAACUUUCAAGAACUCCUGCUAAUGGGGAAAAACUACAAAUAUAGGAUGCCUCCCAAAAAAACAAAAACAAAAAAAAAAAACGUUUAUUUUUCUCAACCCUAUAAUAUGCCUCUCACAUUUCAAUCCAGUUUCACACAUUAGGAAACAAUUAGUACACACACAUUUCCUGCUGGAAAAUGUUGAGUGAAUUGACUCGUUCUACCCUGCAGAUAGGGCAGCACGGUGGUACAGGGGUUAGUGCGUCUGCCUCACAAUACGAAGGUCCUGGGUUCGAUCCUGCGCUCGGUAUCUUUCUGUGUGGAGUUUGCAUGUUCUCCCCGUGACUGCGUGGGUUCCCUCCGGGUACUCCGGCUUCCUCCCACCUCCAAAGACAUGCACCUGGGGAUAGGUUGAUUGGCAACACUAAAUUGGCCCUAGUGUGUGAAUGUGAGUGUGAAUGUUGUCUGUCUAUCUGUGUUGGCCCUGUGAUGAGGUGGCGACUUGUGCAGGGUGUACGCCGCCUUCCGCCCGAAUGCAGCUGAAAUAGGCUCCAGCACCCCAGUGACACCGAAAGGGACAAGCGGUAGAAAAUGGAUGGAUGGAUACCUUGCAGAUAGCACCAUCAAAGGUAGGCAGUAGAGAUGCGCGGAUAGGCAAUUAUUUCAUCCGCAACCGCAUCAGAAAGUCGUCAACCACCCGCCAUCCACCCGAUGUAACAUUUGAUCAGAACCGCAUCCGCCCGCCAUCCGCCCGCACCCGCCCGUUGUUAUAUAUCUAAUAUAGACGAUGCAAGGCAUUAGUGAGGUUAUAAAGCUUUUGCCUGUUAAAGAAAGGAGACUGAUCCAAUGCAGCACAGACAUUCGCGUGCCACGCUGUCACGACCCAGACGCACACCAGUGCGCAA
Messenger RNA from Nerophis lumbriciformis (worm pipefish), 3608 nucleotides. It is a transcript of the gene gghl, whose product is annotated as gamma-glutamyl hydrolase. The record is from RefSeq and is a predicted model, not a curated record. Gene Ontology annotation, molecular function: gamma-glutamyl-peptidase activity. Gene Ontology annotation, cellular component: vacuole. NCBI's taxonomy places the organism in Eukaryota, Metazoa, Chordata, Actinopteri, Syngnathiformes, Syngnathidae. Gene Ontology annotation, biological process: tetrahydrofolylpolyglutamate metabolic process.